Bursaphelenchus xylophilus (pine wood nematode) is the source of this 2972-nucleotide messenger RNA. NCBI's taxonomy places the organism in Eukaryota, Metazoa, Nematoda, Chromadorea, Rhabditida, Aphelenchoididae. The record is from the annotation of a GenBank genome assembly.
AUGGAGCCCCCAAGUUUUGGCGUUGUUCCGAUGAGAUUCUACGCCAAUUGGGAUACGGAUCGGGCUUCGAAUUACAGUAUUCCGAGGUAAGUGCGCUAUUUUUUAAAUGAGAAUGCUUUAUUUAGACAAAAGGAAGCAGUUCAUCUAGUUUUUUACCUAAAAUAAAGUAGUUCAGCCAAUUUAAUAUCUAAAAUAAAUCAUUUUAGGGCGCUUUCUAUGGUAUUAUCCCGUUUAACGUUCUACAAAUGCAUUGAAAUUGAGAAUACGAUAGUAAUUUGUGUUCGCCUGCAAGGCCACAAACGUUCCCUCAGAUCGAAUGACAUAAGUGUCCCCAGCAUCCAACAGGGCGUCCGGGUUGAUCUGGACAUUUCUUUUAUCAUCCAGUAUUCUCAUUUCGUCAAAAGAAAAGCCAAUGUUCUGGAGAUCUUCAUCCAACGACGGAAGAAAUACAAGAAUCGCCAGAUCCCUGGGUUCAAAACACUGGCUGCGGGCUUCCUUAAUUUGGAUGAUUUAUUGCAAAUGGGAGGGUCAAGGGAGGUCAAGAUAUUCUCCAUGAAUCAGCUCAGCAAACCGGAUGUGGAUGUUAACGGUAGGGAUAUUACAAGAUGAAUCUUUUUUAUCCACGAUAAAUCUUAAUUGUUAUUACCUAUUUUGGUUGUAAUAAUUUUUCAGACUCCCAUGUCGCCACUAUCUUUAUUUCCCACUGCCAAACCGUCGCGAUCGAAAGUGGUCAGAAGAACCUAAAACAUUCUUUGGCCAAGGAUCUGACGGCCAGAGACGACAGCGAAGACGAUGUUCUGGAAGAUGAAUCAAGCGGGGAGAGUGAGGAAGAAGUGAACGAUCUCGUUGAUUUCGAUUCUUCAAAUAGAAUGAGAAGAAAGCGAAGAAUUCCGACUAAGAAGAGUCAAAAGAACCUGAAACAACGGCUCACAAAGCUGUUGAGAAGAUUCAAAGUUCCUGAAGAGAAUGUAAGUUAACUUCUAAACUCACAUAAAUGGUUCAGGUGGAUGAGGGAGACACACAUUCGGUGCUCAAACCAACGGCCGAGGAACUGGAAGAGAUCUUUGAGGAACUGGAGAACAUCUCGGAUUCGGGUCCCGAGAUCGAGAUGGAUAAGCUAAGCAUCCGCUCCAACCCCCGGCCAGGUCUUCAUCGUCCAUUCUUCGGGUCGAAAUCUGAUAUUCUCCCAGUUAUCGAUGAUGCCAUCGCUUCUGAAGAGUCGGAAAGUGAAGAACAAGAGCAAUUCAGUUCGGAUAAUGAGAAUAAUCAGACCAUGGAAGGAGCUCAUAAUCUGAGUAAAUUCGACCAGAGAAUCCUCAAGCAUUCCAAUACGAACGGAUCCAUCAAUUACACUCCAAAUGACGUCAAGCCAAACGCCGACUCAACCUUCACUAUAAACGAUAUGGUGAGGUUAUUGUACUUUUUGAAUCUAACUUUUAAUUUGUUUGGAUAACACUUUCGGAGUGCAAGUGUUAUUUAUAUCGUGUGGUUUUAGUUGACGCGCUUGGACAGUGAUUCGUCGAUUGUCGCCUCGAAUGUUUGGAUCUGUUCCUCGACGGAUUUUUCUUGGAUUUCGCGUGUCGACUUCAGCAGUUUAAAGAGGACCCGAGUUCUUGAUUGUCCGUCAGCUUCAGAUGUCCGCACGGUCGUUCACAAUAUAAUUUCGAGGAUUCAGAAGUUGUAAGUACUGCUUCUAUCGGUCAUUGUUUCAGUUGUAACACCAACUCCGUUGCCCCCUCUCCUACUCUGAUCGGUGUCUAUGGCACAGAUCGUCAUGUCUCUCACAUUCUCCGUGCCUACGUCGAUUUCCUCCAGAACAAACCGACCCAAGCGUGGAUUACACAUCUUCGAUUCACAAUUCUCUGUCCUCCGGCUUCAGCGUUGGGACGAUUAUUGUCUCAAGCGUCAGAUACCGGUCAUGCUGAAGCUUCUUGGAGGUCUUUGAGUAAGAUCGCAAGCCAAUUUGAGGCCGGCGACAUCACUCCCGGGAAGGUGAAUGAGAUGGAAGAGAUCCUUUUCAAUGCCAUGAAUGCCGCUGUAAAUCCUUCGGAGAAUCGUCUUCUGAAUCUCCCCAUAGGCGAGGUAAUGCUUCAACUGAGUCAGAGCAAUUGGGACUCCUCAAACAAUGGAAAUCAGCCGGAAAACAAGUCGGAUACGCAGCUCUUUGUCCCAUUUUUAUCCGAAAUCCAUCUAGGGAAUCUGGACGAAUUGAAUUAUUUAUAUUUUAUGAAGAAUUCUUUCGACGACGCCCCUUCCCAGAGCAAUAACAACAGCAAUCAGUCCUCUUCUAGUCAGCAAUCCAAUCAAAAUAAUCCCGUCCAGCUCUCCAAUAAUCCCUCAAGCAUUUCCCCACCCGUCUCACCUCAACUUCCAAAGUAAGAUUACUGUUUUUUAGUUUGAUUAUUAUUUUAGGCAACAAGAGUCGAGCAAAGAAUUGCAUCUGGAGUACUGGACCGAUCUUCCGAGCACUUCCCUGCCCACCCAUCAUGAUCUAGAUCCAUUGGACCAGAGUUUUAUGCAGAAUACUCCAGGAUCAGCGAAGUCUAGUGUGAUGGGGAACAAGUAUUCGAUAAAAGCGACGCUAAGGACCUUAUCCAUUGCUAGGGAGUCCAUGUCCAGUCUUUUAUCCAUUCAAUUUGUGAAGGAAAAAAGGAAAGAUAAGGUCCUCCAAAAGUUGGGAAGGAAACCCAAGCCGGUAAGGUUAUAUACUUUUGUUCAUUAUUCAGUUGGGUUUAAUUGUAAUUAAUUCGUUUUUUCAGAAGAAUGCGGAAGGAUUUGCGCAUUCCCAAGCACGGGUUGUCGCGAAUGUCUCCCGUCUUCUCUGUUCUGGAGGAAAGAACUCGGAAUUGGAGUUAUCCAUCGACGGGGUCUUCUGGAAACACAUCCGCUUCUUCCAGGUGGCCUCACAAUGGCAGACUCACGUCAAACAAUUCCCCAUUUCGAUGCCCUCUCCUCCUCAAACUGCUCGCUGA